CUAAACCCACGACAGUAAAAUUAGUCUGUAUAUGCAGUAAAGCAUGCUUGUUAUUUUCACAGUGGAACUUAAGGAGUUAAUCCUCUACAUUGUGUAAAAAAGAUGUUUGAUCCUGUCUUCUGUGAUCCUCCCCUUCUUCCAUGUUCCCCAUUUCAUCUUCUGAUAGAGCACAGCCUUGGGGACACUCUGCACAUGCUCAGUUUGGUGUUUACUGCUAGAGAUAUUUUUCUUUUUCUUGGAAGGGUGCACAGGGCCAAUCAGCACUGUCCAGACAGAGGGUCAGGGGUUAUGCAAUCUCAUAGAGCAGUGAGAGGAGAAUGAAAACUCCUCCUACAAGCUUUAACCAGUGCUCUGCAGAACACUGGUGGAAGUCACAAAAAGGUAUUUAGCAGUUUUUAUAUUUACUAAAAUAAUUGCAUUUCCAUGUUCUGUGUACUGUGGGAGACCAGAUAUAGUGAGU
Messenger RNA from Staurois parvus, 460 nucleotides. The record is from the annotation of a GenBank genome assembly. Lineage: Eukaryota; Metazoa; Chordata; Amphibia; Anura; Ranidae.